This is a messenger RNA of Menidia menidia (Atlantic silverside), 790 nucleotides long. Lineage: Eukaryota; Metazoa; Chordata; Actinopteri; Atheriniformes; Atherinopsidae. The record is from the annotation of a GenBank genome assembly.
AGUAGUUACGACUCAAUAACAAUCCCAAAAAGAAGAAUACACCACUGCUUGUCUCGCGGGAUGUAGGUUCCUGCGCAUGUCAAUCACAACAUAGCAUGAGCGCGUCCUGCUCUGAGUUUUUAACAAUUCAGCAGUGUUUUCUAGAUUUUUCAGUCCGUUAACUUAACAUGCCCCCGAAAGGGAAAGGUGGUAAGGGUGGUAAAGGAGCUGCUUCAGCAAGUGCAGAGGGUGACAAGAAAGAGAAAACCACAAAAGGAGGCACUUCUGUGAAGGUUCGGCACAUCCUCUGUGAAAAACAUGGAAAAUGCAUGGAGGCAAUGGAAAAACUGAAGGCUGGAGUCCGUUUCAGUGAAGUAGCUUCACAGUACAGCGAAGACAAAGCUCGACAAGGAGGUGAUCUGGGGUGGAUGACGCGAGGCUCGAUGGUCGGACCUUUCCAGGAAGCGGCAUUUGCUCUCCCUGUCAGUUCCAUGGAUAAACCUGUCUACACAGACCCUCCUGUCAAGACAAAGUUUGGCUAUCACAUCAUUAUGGUUGAGGGAAAAAAGUAAUGCAGUUAACCACACAAUUCAUAUGAAUUCUUCAAUGUGACUUUUUUAAUUACUUGUGGAAAAUGUUUAGAUUAUCCUGCUAUGUCUGUUUUAAGGAAACUGCCACCCCGGCAGUCAGUCGGGCUGAGGAUGUAUUUGCUAAAAAUGAACUUUCAAAACGAUUGUAUUUUCUGUUGCAGUUUGAUCCUGUUUUUUUUUUAACUCCAUCAAAAAAUAAAUCCAACCAAAUGAAUAAGUGC